Mixia osmundae IAM 14324 is the source of this 909-nucleotide messenger RNA. RefSeq lists its product as uncharacterized. Gene Ontology annotation, cellular component: nucleolus. The transcript is spliced from 3 exons. Gene Ontology annotation, molecular function: DNA binding. NCBI's taxonomy places the organism in Eukaryota, Fungi, Basidiomycota, Mixiomycetes, Mixiales, Mixiaceae. The record is from RefSeq and is a predicted model, not a curated record. The coding region runs from base 1 to 909 and encodes 302 amino acids. Gene Ontology annotation, biological process: rRNA processing; negative regulation of transcription by RNA polymerase II.
AUGGUGUCAUUCUCCUGCGAAGGCUGCGGCGAUGUCAUCACCAAACCCAAGCUCAAGACGCACUUUCCCCGUUGCAAAGCGCCUGUCACUUGCAUCGACUGCAAUAAGACUUUCGAUUCUCCUGCACAAUUUAGUCCGCAUACCAGCUGUAUCUCCGAGGCAGAGAAGUACGAAAAAUCAGUCUACAAAGGGCCUAAAAAGUCCACGGCCGACGCAAAGGACGUCAAGAAGGCAUCUGCGACCGCUGAGCGGGCUUCCUCGACGACAGAGAUAGACGGUCAAGAUCAAUCAGCACGGAAGGAAAAAAGGAAACGCAAAAGAGAGUCUGCGCCCCUAGCCGACACAGCCGCUAGCACAGCGGCCGCAAUUGCAGAGGAAAAGACUUUGCCAGAGCUUGAAGCGCUCGCCGUGAAGAAAGUGAAGAAGCAGAAGAAGCAAAAGGCGUCCCAGGCAGCGACAGACUCCGUUGAGCCCAGUACAGAGCCGGUCGAAGAGCAGCCUCAGCGCAGCCUGGCAGCAGAUUUCCCCGAGGCUGCGGCAAGCGUAGUCGAAUCUGCUACUGCUCCACUUGGCUCGCUCGUCGCCGCUGCUCCCGCACUCGCCGAAGCUGCCUCUGACGCCACACCACUUGGCUUCUUCGUCGAACGCGAGCAAGCCGCAAUCACAAAGAACGCAGAUGCAUCGCCCACACUGCCUGCCAUGCGCGUCGAUGUCGUGCCAGAGGCUGCAUCACACAAGCAGCACAAGAAGCAGAAGGCAGCAAAGGCUAACGGGCUGGCCACAGUCUUGAAAGAGGGUCCAACCUCGCUCAAGGGUUUGCUAGAGAAGCUGGAAGCCUCUGGAGCCACUGAUCCGAUUGCGCGACUAUCUGUGGACCGUAAAGGACGUCUUGUGUAUGCCGAUGCAUAG